UUUAGGGUUACUGAUUUUUCUUUGGCGUAGGCUUACCGCUUAACGACGGAUUAAUUAGAGAACGAAGAGAAUGGAUUUGUCGCUGUGGAGGCGGCUAUUUGGCGGAGGGGCGGCUCCUCCGCCAAUGUCCGGCGGCAGCGGUGGCGAUUCCUCCAUGCUCUGGGCGGCGCAUCCCUCCCACCUGAGCGGAGCUCCGCGGCGCAUUGCGAUCUUCACCAUCGGCAGCCUGGCCAGGAUCGCCGUGACGCUGCUCAAUUCGUCUCACGUCCACAACGCGGACACUCUGCUCCAUCUCGUCACCGCCAGGCCGCCCGGCACGCCGCUCAUCACCGUCAGCAAUCACACAUCGACCUUGGACGAUCCGCUAAUGUGGGCGUUCAAGGGAUUUCCCGUCACCAACGCUCGCCUCUCGCGAUGGAUUCUCGCCGCCGAGGACAUUUGCUUCACGAAUCCACUCUUUUCCUAUUUCUUUCGCGUCGGGAAGUGCAUUCCAAUCAGGCGAGGAGCUGGAAUCUAUCAGCCCUUCAUGGACGAGGCACUGGACAGAAUCAACGAGGGAGAAUGGAUGCAUACGUUUCCAGAAGGCAAAGUCUGCCAAGAGCACGGACCACUGAGACGAUUUAAGUGGGGGGUCGGAUCUCUCGUCGCUCGCGCUGCUGUUCCUCCAAUCGUGCUGCCGAUCGGUCACACUGGAUUCGACCAGGUAAUGCCCGAGAAGUACAUGUUUGGGAGGAGACCGCUGCUCCCUCUGGCCGGGAAGAAGAUCACCAUUGUCGUCGGCGAGCCGAUGGAGUUCGACAUGGCCAGCUUGCGAGACACGGCGAUGAAGUUCAGUGCUAGCAGCCCAUCGCCAUUCCCGCUGAGCUGCAACGCUUUCAAGAUGGAUCUGGCCGCGAGGAGGCCCGGGCCCCAGCACCUGGUGGCUCUCGACGACAAUUCUCUGGGCUGGCUCUACUCGCACAUCACGCAGCAGAUUCAAGCGGCCGUGGAGGAGCUAAGAUGGCAAGCGCUGGGGGAAAAUCGUCAAAGCUCGUGACCGUGAGAGCUUGUUGCUCGUCACUAGAACUUGCGGCCUUUGGAAACCUUCUCGCCUGGAUAUCUUCAUGGAUUUUCUACACAAAGCUCCAGAGUUACAUAGCUUGAUCGGCGAAGAAACAAACACGUUUGCUUACAUCGAUGCUUGGGUUGUAGUUCUGGAAAGACAUGCGCCCGAGCGAAGCAGCGGGCUUUGGAUCCCCUUCCAUGAUCACGACGCUAGAAGAGAUGGAAGAACAACGAAGAGAAGGUUAGAAAUGGGGAUGGAGAAACCUCCUCGAUGAAUACCUCUGUGUUGGAAGUAUUCAUGGGAAUGAGAAGAAGAAAUGCAUGGAAGCUUUUGUUUGUACCA
Selaginella moellendorffii is the source of this 1387-nucleotide messenger RNA. RefSeq names its product N-acylphosphatidylethanolamine synthase. NCBI's taxonomy places the organism in Eukaryota, Viridiplantae, Streptophyta, Lycopodiopsida, Selaginellales, Selaginellaceae. The record is from RefSeq and is a predicted model, not a curated record. Gene Ontology annotation, biological process: phospholipid metabolic process. The transcript is spliced from 6 exons. The coding region runs from base 71 to 1036 and encodes 321 amino acids.